AUGCGGCACUCCAGCGGUCUCCGAAGCUAUGCAGCGCUGGUGUUGCUGAUUUCCAUCGGUCUCGUGCACUCCAUGCGACAGCAUCGACCCCGGCACCAGUCCUUGGUGGACGGUGGUUCGUGGAGCGACUUCGACUGGAACCUUGCACGGCAUGUGUUCCAGCACGAGGACUCGAACGUGGUAUUCUCGCCGUUUUCCAUCAAGCUACUGCUGACGCUGCUGUACGAGGCCUCCCAGGAAGGAUCCAGUACCCGGGCUGAGCUUGAGACGGUCUUGUGUGACCGGGACAUCAACCGGACGCGCGUUUACUACAGCCAGUUCCUUGAUCCAUCCGUGCAAACAAACGGGGACUAUGAGUUCGACAUCGGGACGAAAGUGUUCCUGGAUAAAUCACACGGAAAGCUCCCAUCGGUGUACACCGACCUGCUGGAGCAGGUGUACAGGACUUCGUUCGAUCGGGUCGCAUUCCACGAUUCGAAGGCGACCGCCGCUCAGAUCAACGAAUGGUGCAAGAAAGUGACCCGUGGCCGAAUAACAGAGCUGGUGACAGAAGAUACGCUACAGGAAUCGCAGCUCAUCCUGGCGAACGUACUGUUUCUGAAGGCAUCCUGGAAGAACUCGUUCCACGAUGAUCAAACGCACAACCGGACGUUUCACACUGCUGACGGUAGUUCCGUGACGACGGAGUUUAUGCGUCAAGUAGAUUUGUACGACUACGUUAACCACGAAGAGCUUGGCGCGGAGGUACUCCGUCUGCCGUAUAAAGGACGACAUUUCAGCAUGAAUAUGCUGCUGCCCCACCGGAACGUGUCUCUCGCAAGCUUGGCCACUGCGCUGUCGCCUGCCAUGCUCGAUUCGAUAGUUGAUCGGUUCGAUCGGGAGGAAGUUACGGUGAUAAUUCCAAAGUUCCGCUUCAACUAUGGCACGCUGCUGAACGAUGCGAUUCGAAGUUUGGGUAUUCGAGAUGUUUUCACUCGCAACGCGUCCUUGCCACUGCUGUCGCCCGCCAGCGAGCCCAAGAGGAACGGCACCCGCGAGAACAGCCUCGAGGUGUCGAAGAUAUUGCAAAAAGCUGGCAUCGAAAUCAACGAGAAAGGCACGCUAGCCUUCGCCGCCACAGAAAUUCAGCUAGUCAACAAAUUUGGCUACGACGGCGAUCCGAUCGUGUUCGAAGCCAACCGGCCGUUCCUGUUCUACAUACUCGAUGAGGAAACCAGCACGGUGCUGUUCGUGGGCAAGGUAAUGGAUCCAUCCCGCACCACUGCGACAUAGCGGACUAGAAGGAUGGAAACCACAGAAUGAAACACAUAGCUUUAAGGAAAAGAAAGGGCCAGCCAACACAGCCAAGUGGUUUGGUUGGUGAUGACAGACAAAUAGCAUUAGCUUUAGUAUAUACGUUUGUAAACGAGAAUCGAGGAAAAUGUAACUUUAAACUUACUAACGAAGCAGCCAACUCCCAUUGCCGAGCCACGACUGAAGAGAGAAAUAGCCAGAAAUAGCCGUUAAUUCAGCCAAGCCGCAGUAUCCCUUUUUUAUCUAUAUCCUAACGCCCUCCCGAGCAAUCUAGCUGUAAACGCAACAUAUUUCUAGUUCCUCUAGUACGUAAGUUUGGUAAGGAAAUAAAGAAAGUA
Anopheles nili is the source of this 1631-nucleotide messenger RNA. Its product is annotated as serine protease inhibitor 2-like. The record is from RefSeq and is a predicted model, not a curated record. Bases 1 to 1272 code for a protein of 423 amino acids. Gene Ontology annotation, molecular function: serine-type endopeptidase inhibitor activity. The transcript is spliced from 7 exons. Lineage: Eukaryota; Metazoa; Arthropoda; Insecta; Diptera; Culicidae.